Molecule: messenger RNA, 813 nt
Organism: Metarhizium album ARSEF 1941
Lineage: Eukaryota; Fungi; Ascomycota; Sordariomycetes; Hypocreales; Clavicipitaceae
Product: tetraspanin Tsp3
Exons: 4
Coding region: 1-813 (270 amino acids)
Source: RefSeq, a predicted model, not a curated record
AUGUUCAACCCCGGCAUCGCGUACAUGCUUGUCUGUGUCGUUCUUUUCGCCGUCGCGGUCGUCAUCCACUACCACACCAUACACCUUUCCCUCCCCAUCUCAUCCGCCAUCACCAUCCUCAGCAUCCUCCUUCCCAUCACCGCCUUCCUCAACGCCUAUAUAUAUCCCAACCUCCUGCGCUCCUCCCACACCUUCACGUCCGGCGACAUCUUUACACGUCUCGCCCCCAUCGGCCUCCAGGGCCUCCAGGCCAUCACAACCGCCGUCCUCGCGACUUUGCUCCUCGGAGGCGUCGUGCCGUCCCCCGCGCUCGAGUUCCUCAUCGACUACGGGUGGGAUAAGCUUUACCAAGCGAAAAAUGCGGAUUGCAUUGUGCUCAUACAGGAUACCUACAACUGCUGCGGUUUGAAUUCCGUCGAUGACAGGGCGUACCCAUUCCACAAUGUACCGGGCGGUACGUGCGCCGAGAUCCACGGCCGAACGAAAGCUUGCAGGCAGCCCUGGACGGGGGCGUUGCGGGCCGCGUCGGGCAUUGACUUUGGGGUUGUGGCUGUAGUUGGAUUGAUGCAGAUGAUUGGCCUCUUAAUCAUGAGAGAACGAACAGCUUGGUGGACUGCCCUCCGGACGGAGGACUGGAAACCUUUUAGCGAGACCGACGAUGAAAGCUCAAGGCGUCUGCCCACCGUCGCUGAAGAAUCUGAAGAAUCUUCCGAACAAGGCGAGCCUGCCCAGGCAGGAUACGGCGCUAUCCAGAUGCCCGUUGCUGAACCCUCUUCUUCGCCCGGGGAGGCCAACCACCGCAAUAACGACUGA